Molecule: messenger RNA, 1663 nt
Organism: Acaromyces ingoldii
Lineage: Eukaryota; Fungi; Basidiomycota; Exobasidiomycetes; Exobasidiales; Cryptobasidiaceae
Exons: 2
Coding region: 190-1494 (434 amino acids)
Biological process (GO): transsulfuration
Cellular component (GO): cytoplasm
Molecular function (GO): cystathionine gamma-lyase activity; pyridoxal phosphate binding
Source: RefSeq, a predicted model, not a curated record
ACGCGACCGGCCGUAAAUCAUCGAAAGAGGUCAGCAACGGGGAAUCUAUAAAACGACGGGCGCAGAAGAUACUGUUUUGCCGCCACUGAUCUGACCACCACCAGCAGCUGCUACAUCCAGCACAAGCACAAGCAGCGCCUGCCAUUUCCGACCAGAAACCGCGGCCGCCGAGAAGAGACCAGAGACACAAUGACGCCGGCACCAAACGCAGUCAAGGGCGACAGCAACGGAGCGCUGGCCGCGGGAAGGCAUGCGCCCGUCUCGUCGCUCGGCUUCUCCACCAGGGCCAUCCACGUCGGCUCGGAGCCGUCCGAGGACACGGGCGCCGUCAUUCCGGCCAUCAGCCUGAGCACCACGUACGCACAAAAGGGCGUCGGUGGCUUCAAGGACUACGAGUACUCGCGCUCGGGCAACCCGAACCGGGACUCGUUUGAGCGCGCCCUCGCCUCGCUCGAGGGCGGCCGCUACGGACUGGCGUUUUCGUCGGGCAGCGCAGUCACCUCGACGAUUCUCAGCGCUCUCCCGCCGAGGAGCCACAUCGUCUCGGUCAAUGACGUCUACGGGGGCAGCUACCGCUACUUUACCAAGGUCGCCAGCACCGCCCAGGGCAUCGAGACGACGUUUGUCGAGAUGGGCGUCGACGCCGAGGUGGUCGAGGCCAACCUCCGCGCGGCCAUCACAAAGGAUACCAAGCUCGUCUGGGUCGAGACACCAACCAACCCAACGCUGCGCCUGAUCGACAUUCCCCUCGUGGCUCGCAUCGCAAAGUCGAUCAACCCAAACGUGACGAUCGUCGUCGACUCCACCUUCCUCUCGCCCUGGUUCCAGACACCGCUGAGCCUGGGUGCCGACAUUGUCGCCCACUCGAUCACAAAAUACAUCAACGGCCACAGCGACGUCGUCAUGGGCGCCCUCGUGACCAACAGCUCGGCGUGGCACGAGAAGCUCAAGUUCCUGCAGAACAGCAUCGGCGCCGUCCCCUCUGCCUUUGAUUCGUGGCUCGCCCUGAGGGGUCUCAAGACGCUUUCGCUCCGCAUGCGCGCCCACGGCCAGUCUGCCCUUACGAUUGCCAACCACCUCGCGCGCCACCCGGCCAUCGAGACAGUCAUCUACCCCGGCCUGCCCUCGCACCCGUCCUUUGCCCUUGCUCAGCGCCAGGUCGCGGAGCGCGCAAGGCCGCGCGAGGACCCGUCCAGCAGCGGAUUCGCCUACGGCGGUAUGGUCACCUUCCGGCUCAAGAGCGACCCCAAGGAUGACGCACCAGCCAACAAGAUCCUCGAGCAGCUCCGCAUCUUUACCCUUGCCGAGUCGCUCGGCGGCGUCGAGAGCCUGAUUGAGCUCCCGAGCAAAAUGACGCACGCCGCCGUCUCGCAGGAGGACAGGGACAAGCUCGGCAUCGGCCACAACCUCAUCCGUGUCUCGAUUGGCCUCGAGGAUGUCGAGGACCUCAUUGCUGAUCUCGACCAGGCCUUCCAGGCUGCCGGGCUCGCAUAGAAGACUCGAACGGACACUCAAUCACUACUAGAUGGGGGUUUGAUGCAGCAACCGAUAGAAAUGCUGGCCAAGACCUGUCAUGUACUGUACUAGACGCUACACAUGCAUACUGAGACGCUUCUCAAAGAAGCAAGCUACCAACUAAUCUGAUAUCUUUACCGGCUCCACU